UGUACCAAUUUUCGAGUGUUUCAGUUAGAGAGAUAUUAUAGACGCCAUUGUACUAAUUUUAUAUUGUUUAAGUCAAGAAAGAGAAAGACGCAAUUGUACUCAUUUUCAUUGUUAACGUCAAAAGGAAAGAUGAGUAGUAAUAAGGGGAAAGCACUGAAACAACAGAAAACCGUUGCUAAAAUCACAGUCAGAGGAGGUGCACGAGCUAAUAGUUCACAAAAUCGCGUAGAAAAUUCUUCUCCUAAAGCUGGUGGUUCUUCUGAUGGUCACACAACUUCGCUUAGACAAUCGAGCCGGCCAAGAAAAAGAAAGGCCGUUUUCGGGGAGGAUAAUGACACAAUAAUAGCUUCAAAACCUAAAUCUGUUACUCGUGUUACAAAAGUUAACAAACCUGAUACCCCUGAACUAGGUGUAUUUGAAGAUAUCACAGCCUCUCAAGUUGUUUCUGUUCUUGGAGAUCCUCUUCUUACUAGUACCCAGAAAGUCCAUGAAGAGUUACGUGCUGAUGAACAUGAUCAAGAUGCUCAGCCUCUUGGAACGGAAAGUGAUUUGGAAGAUCCAAGCUACAAUGGAGUCAACGAUAACAGUUCAGGUAGCUCUGAUACAGAGAAGUAUGAAGAAACCAGGAACGAAGAAAACUUGUCAGAUGACAAUAACUCAUCCGGAUCUGAUGAAGAUGAUUAUGUUGUACACAGCCAAAGGAAAUUGACCAAGGAGGGAGAUAAAGGAAGAAUCAAGGCAGCUCCUGCUAACAUGAAUACUUUCAACGAGAGUUUGCUUACUGAUAAGUCUGUGUCACGUCCGCAGAUUGUACUUAGCCCAGAAGCCAUGCAAAGAAAAUUUUUUGAGAUGGACCUUAACUUACAUACUUAAAGAACAUUAAACUUACAAUUUAUUCAUGGA
This is a messenger RNA of Daphnia pulicaria, 903 nucleotides long. RefSeq lists its product as uncharacterized. The transcript is spliced from 4 exons. The record is from RefSeq and is a predicted model, not a curated record. Lineage: Eukaryota; Metazoa; Arthropoda; Branchiopoda; Diplostraca; Daphniidae. The coding region runs from base 130 to 873 and encodes 247 amino acids.